AUGAAGUACAUCGUGUCAACAACAAAUCGACUCGACAUCAUGUGCGACGCUAUACAUUUCCCGGCUCAUACCAGUUUUGCGGGAUUGUCGUCUUGGUGCCCAGACUGGUCCUACGUUCCUGAGUCUGUCCCUCUGCAGUACAGGCACAAAUUCUCAGCCUCGGGAGACCCAGUGGCCAAAUACACGUUCUUCCAGGACCAACGCAGGCUGGAGAUAUCGGGCAUACAUCUCGAUAUAGUGGAUGUCCACGGGAUAGCUGUCGGUACCCUCACCACCAUCGCUGACUACCUCAUGGCCUUUCUGCACUGGCUCGCAUUGCUCCUCGACCACUUCCAUCUUGAAGAUGGCGACUCUACACACUCACUUCAGACAGCUUUCUGCCGAACCAUAUGUAUGGAAAAGCUACCCACAGAUUCAAGCCCGGAACGAUGGGUCGGGACAUGCUAUCGCAUCUUCACCACAAUGAUUCACGAGCAACUGCCACGAGUGGCCGUUGACGAAGGUCUGAAAGGAUACGUGCAAGCGAAUGUGUCAGAAGAAGAUCGAAAGUUCUUCCGCGAACAGGUCUGUACCCGAAUGAUGGCACGAUGCCUUUGCAUCACGAAGCAGGGCUAUAUCGGUAUAGGCUCUGGGUACAUGGUCGCUGGUGAUCUCGUAGUGGUGCCACUCGGCUGCGCGACGCCUGUGCUACUUCGUCCAGAAGGUCGUUGCGGCGAGUAUCGAUUUGUAGGCGACGUCUAUGUUGACAAAUUUAUGCAUGGAGAAGUGAUGCAGAUGUGGAAGGAGGGGAAGGCACAGCUUCGCAAGUACGUCUUACACUGA
This is a messenger RNA of Macroventuria anomochaeta, 822 nucleotides long. RefSeq lists its product as uncharacterized. NCBI's taxonomy places the organism in Eukaryota, Fungi, Ascomycota, Dothideomycetes, Pleosporales, Didymellaceae. The record is from RefSeq and is a predicted model, not a curated record. The transcript has a single exon. The coding region runs from base 1 to 822 and encodes 273 amino acids.